UUAUUAAAAUAAAGUGGUGCAUACAAAAUUAUCAUUCUCAUGUAAAACUUUCUUUCAUAAUUUGUAUAAUACAUGUGGUACACAAACAGUAUUUUCAGACCGUAAAACCAAAUUUUUUACGCAUAUAAGUAUGUUAAAUAGACGAGGCUCUGUCGAUUGGCAGCUUCAUUAAGCCCAUCAUGAAAUUGUAUAAAUUAAUCUAGUAGAAAAAAUAUAAAAUUUUAUUUCUAUUUUAGUAUAAAAAAAAUUACUUGGCAAUGUCUAACAUGUCAGUUUUACACCUAGUCUUCAUAAACUUGAAAGAAGCUUGAUACGCCGAGCUGCGCUAGGUUCAUGGUUGUAAUUCUUCGUAGAACUCGUACUUUCAAUAAAAUUAUAAUUUUGUUAAUUAGUUAUUAGUUUUGUUCAUACAUUCUUUAAAAGAAGUUAUUACUAUUGACGGACAUUAUAUGUAUAUCAACCGUUAUGGCUAAAAGACUAGUAGUCAACUCUAAACUGUCAUUAUUUUACGGACGCUUAAAUGUUGCCAAAUUAACUUUUCAAAUAACGAGAAUUCAAUAGAAAAAAAAGAAUACUAACAAAAUAAACACAAAUUAUGUGCCCGUCGUUUACUUGAGCUAUAAUUUAGAUAUUGCACUUUUCUGAUCGAUAUGUUCAAAACAGAUAUAAUAAAAUAGUAUUUUUAUUAGUGUAUGUCGCUGCGGAGUGGCAUGGCGGGUGGAGGAAUUAUCUUGUGACCCACCAAUUUAAGUGAUGUAAGUAUUUUGUGUAACAGUUAAAAUUAUUAUACUAUGACCUAAUAGAUGUAUUGACGGUGUUCUGGCUUCUGCUCACAUAACUUAUAGUUUGCAUUUUGAGACUGUGAAGUAAGGAAUAUGCACUUUUAUAAUACUUUUUACUCUUUGCAUGCUUGCUACUGGCAGUUAGAGUUGUUAUUCUCUCUUACUCUUAUUUUUUUCUCUUUCUUUGACAAGCUGCGGUCCCUUACUUUAUAUUAUGUUAAUUUUAAUUUUAAUUGAUGUACGGUAAUAUAUAUAACUUGGCUUAUUCUUUAUAAUAUUAUUAAUUGUUUGCUUAGUAUCCACUUAUUUGAUUUAAUAGAAUCUCGAACAGUGGCGAUGAAAAAACACGGCACCUCGGUCAAAGUUAAAUUCCGGGCAACAUUAUUCGCGCGUAGUUUACAAAAAUCAAAAUAAAAAGUCAGCUGGCAUGUGUGAACUGAGGUUAUCAUUUGGGCUAAAGUGUUAUUUAUUUGCUCUAUAUUUAUUUUUAAAGUAAACUAGCUAUAAAAAUGGCUGGAGAUCCAUGCAACGUGUGUGGAAGCAAAGACUUGAAUUUAAUUGACGGCUAUUACUACUGUAUUGAGUGUGGAACUCAGGAUACUAAUGUGCGGGAAACAGUGAUAGAGAAGCAAUUUCUCGCCGAUGGCACGCUGGCGUUGGUCAACAAGAAGAAAAUUGUGCUUAAGGAGAAGAAACUACAGAUGUCAGGAGAAUGGUACAAAUGGCACACAUUCAACUUCAUCCUGCAUGGUUUAGCUGAUGAGAUGAUAGCACUCGGAGCUGAAGCUAGCUUUAAAACAAAACUCUUCUGGAUCUGGACUGAAUAUGUUAAAAAGUUUCAGAAUAAGGAGGAUAUAGGGUUAUCCCAGAAAGACAAUGAAAUUACAAUAUUUACAGAAGAUGUAGAAAAAGAUGUGGACAAGACUGAUGAUCUUGAUUGGCAGAAGUCAAAGAAAAAACAUAAUAGCAGAUCUCCAAGUGAUAUAAGUACUAUAACAUCAGGGUUACUGGUGGCCAUGUUGUACACAGCAUUGAAUUUAGACAAAAGUCCUAUCCAAAUCUCGCAUUUAUACAGGUUCAUAGAUGAGGGUAGGUUAAUAAUGAAUAACUUCGAUAGACACAUACCUGAAGAUGUUAAUGCAGCAUCUAUAUCUGACUGGACUAAGUUUCUCAUGAGCUGUGGCCCACGGAGAAAAAUAGGUUUCAUAAGAUGCCGUUGUUUGUCAUUAGCACUAUUAAAAAAACUAGAUUUAGGGCCGCCUAUAGUUCCUGAUAUAAAGAAAAUAAUAGAUAAUUAUACGACAGAGUUAUGUCUCCCAACAGAGUUCAAAAACCUUGUGUUCUCGCUCAUGUAUCUCUGGCCAUGUGAUUACUUAGAUUUAGACAGUAGAAGUCUAAAGGCCGCAGUAAAAAUGCCUGACUAUGAAGGUACUGCAAUGGCUUACAUAGUUGUUGCUUUGAAAAUGUGUUUUGGUUUAGAUGAUGACUAUGAAUACAAAUUGUCAGAUAUUGUAGAUAAGAUUAAUGAAAUGGAAAAGUUUUCGAAAUGUUACAAAAUAGGUUUUACUCCAGAACCAACUGGCAGGAUAUUUUCGUUUAGAGAAUGGAUUAUUUAUUUACAGUUUAGGAGGAAAAAGCUUAUCAAACACAGACUGAUCAGCUCAGAUGAUGAACAUUAUUUGGAUGUUGAUGAUUACAUUUACAUGGAAUAUUUAACUGAGAGACAGAAAAAGGGAACUAUUACUAUGACUGACGAAUUAUCUAUGGAUAUAGUAAAUAAAUUAGAUUUAGGUAAAGAGAUUGAUGUCAUACCAAAGAAUUCUUUUCCCCCUACAUUUACCCCUUUAACCACAUACACAGAAGUUCUCUCUGAACACUGCAGACAUACAAAAGAUGUAGAAAUGUUGAGUGAAGAUUUUACGCAGUAUUCUCUUAAAUAUGCAUGCGAAAGUCUGUGUCUCUCAGCACUAGAUAAUGAUGAGAAUGUAGUCAAAGGAGUCACUGACCAAGGAAAAAUAAUUAGUGAUGCUGAAGUUAUGUGUGGCUAUUUAAAUGGUAUAAAAAAUAAUAGGAACGUAAAUAUGGUUUAUGUUAUGAAUUGCCAAAAUAAAAAUUGGUUAAAAACAAAUAAACCUACUAUCGACCAUGUUAUUAUUGAUUCAAAAGAAAAAAGUAAUGCUGAGGAAAUUAAUGAUGAAAGUGAUCUUGGUUAUGAUUCGAAUUUACCAAGCACACCUAGUGACAAAGAUGUGCCGACAGAGGUAGGUGAUGAAGAACCUAUCAGAAUUCUUGACACAAUACAGGAAGAAGAUGAAGACAAAAACAUAUUUGAUGAUGCAUUUGAAAAUAUCCAAGAAAAAGACGAAUCUGAUGUGCUAGCUGAAGCUGAUCAUGAUCUUGAUAAUGGUGACAGAGCUGAUUAUCACGAUAAUCAAAAUAAUUUAAGUGAUGAUGAAGACAGAAAAAGUGUUUCUAGUACAGAAACCUUUGAAUUUAAUCCAGAAACUUUUAACAGGGAGAGAGCAACCAAAGAACUAAUACUACGUGCUUGUAAGAAAUACAAAAUACCAAUUCCUAAAGAAUAUAGGACUACUGAGCCAAGAAAAAGAAAACGUGAUAAUCCAGACGAGGCGGAACAUGUACAAAGAAAGCAUAUGAAAACUGGAAAACGAGGAGAAGUUAAAGAUAAAGUAAACCAAUUACUUCAAGCCUACUACAAUCACCUAGAAAAGGAUGUUUUAAAUCAGGUCUCACAUCAAUUGAGCAUGUUAAUGCACAACAUGAAUCAAACUAAACAAGAAGAUAAUUCUGAUAAUGCAGAUUAUCUUAAUCAAACCGAACCAAACAAUUCUACUAUUCCAAAUUACUCUAAUGUCUCGGAAAUCAGUGCGAUAGCACCAGAAUCUAGCCAAGUUAAUAUAACCAAUUUAGAAGAAGGCGAAGGGAAUGUAGAGUCUACAUUAUUUAAUGAUGAUAGCGAUUGUGAAAAUGUUGAAGAUCUCACAAUAACAAAUGAUCCAAAAUUUGACGAAGCAAAAUAUGAUGUUAAUCAAUUAUAUAUAAAGAUGGACGAUGCAGAGCCAGAAGAUAUAUACGAGUCGCUACGUGACCCGGAGCUAGAUAAAAUUAUCGAGAAGAAGAUCGAAGAGUGUCGAGAAGCUGAAAUAACAAUUAAAGCAAAGGAUCGACGUCCUGCAUGUAGUGACUCUGAAGAUGAAAUUCCUUUGAGUGUAUUAAAAGAUGACAAAGUAGCAUAUUAUAAGAAAUUCAAUGAGAAAUUGAAACCUUUGAUUACAAAUGAUAUUCCUGAUUUUAAAUAUUGGGUUAAACGUUACAAUACAGUUUAUAUGGCGAGAGAGCAAAAUGUUCAUGAAAAAUUUGACUCAGAGAUAGCAGAGACCAUGCCAAAAUCAUUUAGUUUUUUACUCAGAGAGUGUGCUACUAUAGCCGGUUGUACACAGUUUAUUAUUUAUAAAUGUAUGCAAAACAUAGAAAAGAAUUUAGUUUUUUGCGCCAACUCAAGUCCAGACGAAUAGUUCUUAAAGAAUAAUGUCAUAAAAAUUUAAAAUAAAUUAAGAUUUCGCAAAAGCGAGAGUCAUCAAGAAGCUUGAAAUUUUUUUUUCCGGAGAAUGUAAUAUAUCCCGAUAGCAGUAAAUAAUCUAAACCCGCCCAUAGAGAAUAACUUCAGCGGCCUUGUACGUCUACUGUCAAGCUAGUAUCGUCCUUGAAAUCUUUUCUCGUCAUCCUGAGAGCGAGAAUUAAGAUAAGCGUCUUAUUGGCUUCUACCUGAAGAGAUGUGUCAAAUAUGGCGAAUGCGCGACCCUCGCAUACAAUUAUUGUAAUUAUCCGCGCGCAUCAUACUUGAUGGUACACAAAUCACAACUCAUACGCAGCCUGUUAUUCAAUUUGCUACUCAAACACUAUGUUAUGGGGACUUUAUUAUAUUCAAUUCAGUUACGCUCUGAAAGGCAAUGUCAGCUGAAUCAUAGUCGAGUUAAAAUCAGCAUCUUAAGAUCGGCACUGUAAAAUAAACACGUUUUGUUAACGUUACGUGAAAUCCUGAUCCCGGUAACCGGUACGUAUUUAUUGUAUUUCGAAUGCUGAGUAAGUUAUUAAACGGCGCCAGUCAGUCGCCGUCGGCUGGCAACACCUCUUGAAAUAACAGCUCAAGUUUUGUUUUGCUCAUAUAAAUAUAAAUUCAGAGGUGAGAGUGGUUAAUUAAGAGUGGUUGUACAAUAAUAUACGUGCAUUGCGACUCGGAAAAACAUGCGCAAUCCUCAGAUUCGGACUCUUAAUUACAUAUUUAAAAGUGUCUUACUAUUCCAAGUGAUAAGUAUUUAAUUACAGAAUUAUAGUGUUAUAAAUCCACAAUUAGAAAUAAGUUAUUAGUUAAAUCAGAAUCUAGCAUAAUUGACAUUUAGAAAUUUAAUUUGUGAUACCUAAACGUAUUUCUUGUGGGUCUCGAUGUUCAAGUAAUUCAGAUCUUGAAUUAUGCUUAGAAAUAUUAUAUUGUUUUACAUACUGUUAAGUAUAUUUAUACAUAUUAAAUAGCUUAUAAGUUGAGUCAUCUCAAGUUUGUUUACGUUCGUGAUAUUCUUGUAUUAUUAUUAUGCCCAAAUAUUUAAGCUUAUUUAUGUAAUUUUUUUAUUUUGGUUAUAAUUGGUAACGAUUUUGUCACUUGUCCAUAAUGGAUUACAGCCGCCUAUAUUUUAACUAUAGCGUAUGGUUUAUUAGAUGUGAUAUCUUAAGUUAUUUUGUUGCGUUUUUACCUGUUUGUUUGAGUUAUGACGUCAAUGUCUGUGAUAUAAAUUUCUGCGAGUUCGUGUCGACAUAGCUAGAACUAAAUUCCUUCUCAAAACGUGUGUUUGUGCUUUUAAAUCGAUGUUUAUUUUAAUCCAGCUAUACUAAAACUGCGACUCGUUGAGCUUUUGCGUGCCGUGUGCUGUUCGCCGAGGUUUUGCAAACUAAUGAAACAUUUCCUAAGAUGACUUUGGUUGUAUGCUAAUCUUAUGAAAAUAUAAUGAUUCAAUUAAUUAAAAUAAAUUCUACAUUACAUUUGCGUUUUUAGUCAUUUACUUACAGUAAAUGAAUUUAAGUUGUGGCUCGAAGUAACACAACUAAGACGCCUUUGUGGUCAUUAUAAAAAAGGUAAUUAUGUUUGUUAUUUAAACGGCAUCAUUGCGGUCUUAGGUUCGAACUUGACAUCGGUCAAUAAAAAUGAGAGUUCAUUAUAAAACACGUAAUGAACUAUUUGUUUGUUAUUCCUCAAAAUGUGCUACCAAAAACGACCAACCGUUUUUGGUCCUUCGACCUCAUAUUCCUAAAAAUAAAUAUGAGUGCAUUCAAUAUUAUUAUGUUAAUUCUAGACAUGGAACAAUUGGUUUUCUCAUUUUAUAUUUUUUAUAUUCUUAGUUUUAAGAAUAUUAUAACUUAAUGUCAUUAUGUUGUCUGUUAGUUAGUAAGAAAAAUAAACAUUUAUGUUAUUAAA
Messenger RNA from Manduca sexta (tobacco hornworm), 6270 nucleotides. RefSeq lists its product as uncharacterized. Gene Ontology annotation, molecular function: RNA polymerase I core promoter sequence-specific DNA binding. The coding region runs from base 1292 to 4318 and encodes 1008 amino acids. Gene Ontology annotation, biological process: RNA polymerase I preinitiation complex assembly; nucleolar large rRNA transcription by RNA polymerase I. The record is from RefSeq and is a predicted model, not a curated record. The transcript is spliced from 3 exons. Lineage: Eukaryota; Metazoa; Arthropoda; Insecta; Lepidoptera; Sphingidae. Gene Ontology annotation, cellular component: RNA polymerase I core factor complex; RNA polymerase transcription factor SL1 complex.